Messenger RNA from Juglans regia (Persian walnut), 2586 nucleotides. RefSeq names its product long-chain-alcohol oxidase FAO4A-like. Lineage: Eukaryota; Viridiplantae; Streptophyta; Magnoliopsida; Fagales; Juglandaceae. The record is from RefSeq and is a predicted model, not a curated record. The transcript is spliced from 3 exons. The coding region runs from base 42 to 2432 and encodes 796 amino acids. Gene Ontology annotation, molecular function: flavin adenine dinucleotide binding; long-chain-alcohol oxidase activity.
UUAGGUUCACCUCAAAACUCAACGGAAACCAAGAAGAACACAUGGUGAUUGAUAUUGUUGGUGAUUACGUCGACGCUCAGGGGCUUCUUCGUGUUGGAGGAGAUCAUGAUCAUGAUCAUAUUCGUAGUGUUGGAGCCAUGCCUAAUUACGUCAACUCUCUCUCCUCUUGGGAGAUGGACUCCGUCACUGCUCUCUGCGACACCUUCUUGCCGUCCGUUGAUAUUGUCUCCGACGUUACUGCCGACGACUCCAUCGUCAAGUUCUACGCCACUUGUGCUUCCAUGGCCGGAACUCCAGAACGUCUAGGGGGAUUAUUUAGCGAGAGAAUGGAACACCCAAAGAAGUGGAUGAUCCGAUUGGCACUGUUCCUUUUAUCAACAUGGAUUGGGACCUUCAUACUAUGCGGGAGAGCAAGCCUUUCAAGCAAAUUCCCAUACUUUCAAAGAUUUUCUCAGGUGUCUAGGCAGAAAAGGGAAGAAAUCGUGUUUUCCUGGUCUCUCAGUUUCUUCUAUAAACUAAGAAUGCUCUUCAGGACCAUGAAGCUUCUCGUUCUAUAUGUUUUCUUCACUCAGGUGGAUGAGAAGGAUGAUAACCUAUCAUGGAAAGCAAUCGGCUACACUGGACCAGACUCAAAGUUCAAACCCCAAACUCAGCAACAGUCCAAGACAUUAAAACAAACUGGAUUCAGAGAAUGUGAUGAUCAUCAACAAGAAGAAGAAACAUUAGAAGACUUUUGUGGACCUCUUUACAGAGGCCUCAUUAAUCUGAAGAAACCAAGGGACACGGCUGUUGAUAUGCUUCGAGGGUUUGGGUUUCCUGUCUCAGUUCCCUCUCGGAAGCCCAAUCCUUCAGGUUCAUCUAAUCAUUCUUUAGCUAUCAAAUGUGAUGCAGUUGUGGUUGGUUCUGGCUCAGGUGGGGGAGUUGUUGCUGGUGUUUUGGCCACGGCUGGCUACAAAGUACUUGUCUUGGAGAAAGGAAAUUACUUUGCCAGGAAAAAGCUCUCACUUCUUGAAGGCCCAACCAUGGAUCAAAUGUAUUUGUCUAGUGGUUUUUUGGCAACAGAUGAUACGAGUGUGCUAAUUCUUGCAGGCUCCACAGUCGGCGGAGGCUCUACAAUUAACUGGUCUGCCUCAGUUCGAACCCCUCAGCAUAUAAUUAAGGACUGGAGUGUGUGCCAUGAGCUAGAAAUAUUUGAUAGUGAACUAUACAAAGAAGCCAUGGAUGUUGUCUGCGAAAAAAUGGGAGUUCAAUCUGAAUUCCAAGAUGAAGGAUUCCAAAACGCAAUCCUUAGAAAAGGGUGUCAAGAAUUGGGUUAUCCUGUGAAUACCAUUCCUCGAAAUUCACCAUCAGAUCAUUAUUGUGGUUGGUGUUGUCUUGGCUGCAAGGAUGGGAAAAAGAAAGGCACCUCGGAGACAUGGCUUGUGGAUUUAGUAAGUUCAGGCAAUGGAGUUAUUCUUCCUGGUUGUGAGGCCAUCAAAGUCUUGAACAAAAGAAAGAAAGGAAGAGAGAGGAAUAUAGCAACUGGGGUUGCUUUCGAGUACGUGUAUAAAGGAGCAAAAGAAAUUUGUGUAGUUGAGUCUAAGGUGACUAUCGUUGCAUGUGGCGCCCUCAGUACACCAGCAUUGUUGAAAAGAAGUGGGUUGAAGAAUGCCAACAUUGGAAAGAACUUGCAUCUACAUCCAGUGGCAAUGUCAUGGGGCUAUUUUCCGGACAAAUCCCCAUCCGAUAUUUGGCCAGAGGCAGAGAAGAAAAGCUAUGAAGGAGGGAUAAUGACAGCAAUGUCUCCAGUUGUUGCAAAUUUUGAUGGGUCUGGAUAUGGAGCAUUGAUACAGACACCUUCAUUGCACCCCGGUACGUUCUCCGUGUUAAUGCCGUGGGUUUCUGGCACAGAUAUAAAAAACCGAAUGUCCAAGUUUUCUAGGACUGCCCAUAUAUUUGCAUUGGCAAGGGAUAAAGGUUCAGGAACAAUGCUUUCACCGAGUUCAAUUAGUUACCAAAUGGAAGUUGCUGAUGAAGAGAAUCUAAAGAAAGGGAUAGAAAAGGUACUGAGGAUUUUGGCAGCAGCCGGAGCUGAAGAAAUCGGGACUCAUCACGUAAAAGGAAAGACCCUAAACGUAAAGAAAGCAAGCUCUCAUGAGUUUGAGAAGUUCGUGAACGAGGAAAGUUCAAGGCCAUUGAGAGGGCUUUCGUCUCCCUUAUGUUCAGCGCAUCAGAUGGGUAGCUGCAGGAUGGGGGUUGACCCAAAGAAAUCAGUGGUGAACCAGGUGGGAGAGACAUGGGAGGUGGAGAGGCUUUUCAUAGCUGAUACGAGUGUCUUUCCAACAGCUUUAGGUGUGAAUCCAAUGAUCACUGUUCAGGCUAUUGCUUAUUGCACUGCACAAUCUGCUCUUGAAGUUCUUAAGAGGAAGAAGUGCUUAUUGGACGAGUGUUAAGUUCAUGAAAAAAUCUUAAGAAAUAAAAAGUUUCAAUUUAUAUAAAGACUUGAUGUAAUCUAUUUGUUAGUAAAAUAAGAUUUUAUAAUGUAGCUUAUAACAUCAAGCCACGUGUAAGUUUUCUUUUAUAAUAUAUAUCUCUUUGGUGACCAAA